This is a messenger RNA of Lachancea nothofagi CBS 11611, 1503 nucleotides long. The record is from the annotation of a GenBank genome assembly. Lineage: Eukaryota; Fungi; Ascomycota; Saccharomycetes; Saccharomycetales; Saccharomycetaceae.
AUGAGCGGUGAAGCGAAGUUGCUGAGCUACGACGCAGAUUUGCGCAGACAGCGCGUCAAUGUUUCGCGCGAAAAAAGGCUGAUGAACAUAUUCAUGAUCGUGGCCGCUGGGUUCGCUUUGAUCUCAGACGGGUACCAGAACAAUGUGAUGUCGAUGCUAAACAAAGUGUUUCCUAUAGAGUACGGCAGUAAAGUUUACAGUGGCACGAUAGCGACGCGGGUAUCGAACGCAUCGUUGGUAGGCACAAUUUUGGGCCAGGUGAUAGUAGGCGUGGCUUGCGACUACAUGGGCCGCAAAUGGUCCAUCCUUGUCGCGACCGUGAUGCUUGUGGGCGGAUCUGCACUGUGUGCAGCGUCGCAUGGAACCACCGUCCAGGGCAUGUUCUGGAUGCUUACUGUGAUGCGCGGUGUCACCGGUUUCGGUAUUGGCGCCGAGUAUCCAUGUUGCUCCGUCAGCGCCAACGAGGCUGCGAACGAACACAGCGAAAAAAGAAGAGGCGGCAUAAUGGUGCUGGUUACCAACCUUCCGCUGUCGCUGGGUGGACCGUUUGCCAACAUUAUCUUCCUGAUUGUUUACUCUAUCUGUGGUAAAAACCAUUUGGAUGCUUUGUGGAGAACCAUGUUCGCAUUGGGAUGCUUGUGGCCUCUCAGUGUGUUCUACUUCCGCUGGAAAACCAGCACUAACACUCUGUAUAAGAAGGGUCAAUUCAAAUCCAAGAUUCCAUACUGGCUUAUCGCCAAAUACAGCUGGUCGAGAUUGUUGGGCACCUGUUUCGUUUGGUUCUGUUACGAUUUCGUGGCAUUCAGUAACGGGUUGUUCAGCGCUACAAUUAUUAGUUCGGUGAUCAAGGACGGAAGCAAUAUUAAGACGAUCGCAGAAUGGAACUUAUUACUUGGGAUCAUCGCGGUUCCUGGGUGCUUCGUCGGUGCCUAUUUGUGCGAUCGUAUCGGACGUAAGUACACUUUGAUGUUCGGGUUUGGUGGGUAUCUCGUGUUUGGUUUGAUCAUCGGGUGCGCCUGGGACAAGAUUCACAAGAUUACAGGGUUGUUCAUUGUCUUUUACGGUUUAAUGAAUGCUCUCGCUAAUGCAGGGCCCGGAGACAUGUUGGGUUUGACCUCUAGUGAGAGCUUCCCAACUGCGAUUCGGGGAACUUGCUACGGACUUUCGGCUGCUAUCGGAAAAGUUGGCGCUGUGGUUGGUGUUUACUGUUUUAACCCCGUCAAAGAUCAUCUUGGAAUCCGCUGGGUGUUCAUCAUUGCCGCUAUUUGCGGUCUAGCAGGUAUCUUGGCAACUUGGCUUCUAAUCCCCCACUCAAGAGAAGACGACCUCAUGGAACAAGACAUAAAGUUCCACAACUUUCUAAUAAACCACGGCUGGACUGGCACAAUGGGCAUGGAUGUUGACGAUUCGGAUCUCGAGAGAAAAUCUACAAAGGUGAGCAUUGCGGAAUCCAUUGGAAAGGAACCCGCUUUAGAUGUUGUGACACGCGAGGUCACCGCCUAG